Cajanus cajan (pigeon pea) is the source of this 1881-nucleotide messenger RNA. RefSeq names its product elongation factor Tu, chloroplastic. Gene Ontology annotation, cellular component: mitochondrion. Gene Ontology annotation, biological process: mitochondrial translational elongation. NCBI's taxonomy places the organism in Eukaryota, Viridiplantae, Streptophyta, Magnoliopsida, Fabales, Fabaceae. The record is from RefSeq and is a predicted model, not a curated record. Gene Ontology annotation, molecular function: translation elongation factor activity; GTP binding; GTPase activity.
CUCUUUUGUCCACCCACAGCAGAUAACAUAACAUAACACACUCCCAAACCCUUUCCCUUUCCCUCUCCCUUUCCACCCCUAUCCUCUUCUCUCUUCUCCAAACCCAAAACCCCAAUGGCAAUUUCAUCAACAGCAGCAAUAGCAGCAACCUCAAAGCUCGCAUACGCUAACGCCAAUGUCUACCCCUCUCCUUCACCCUCCCCCAACCCCAAUUGCCUCUUCCUCAAACCCCACGCAACCCACCUCUCCUCUUCCUUCCUAAAACCCUCCACAAUCUUCCACCUCACCCCCACCCCCGCCACCGCCACCCGCCGCCGCUCCCUCACCGUCCACGCCGCCCGCGGCAAGUUCGAGCGCAAGAAGCCCCACGUCAACAUCGGCACCAUCGGCCACGUCGACCACGGCAAGACCACCCUCACCGCCGCCCUCACCAUGGCUCUCGCCUCCCUCGGCAACAGCGCCCCCAAAAAGUACGACGAAAUCGACGCCGCCCCCGAGGAGCGCGCCCGCGGCAUCACCAUCAACACCGCCACCGUCGAGUACGAGACCGAGAACCGCCACUACGCCCACGUCGACUGCCCCGGCCACGCCGACUACGUCAAGAACAUGAUCACCGGCGCCGCCCAGAUGGACGGCGCCAUCCUCGUCGUCUCCGGCGCCGACGGCCCCAUGCCCCAAACCAAAGAACACAUCCUCUUGGCCAAACAAGUCGGCGUCCCCAACAUUGUUGUCUUCCUCAACAAACAGGACCAAGUCGACGACGAGGAGCUUCUGCAGUUAGUAGAAUUGGAGGUUCGCGAGCUUCUUUCCUCUUACGAGUUCCCCGGCGAUGAUGUUCCCAUCAUUUCCGGUUCCGCAUUGUUGGCAUUGGAAGCUUUAAUGGCUAACCCUUCCAUCAAGCGCGGCGAAAACCAAUGGGUUGAUAAAAUUUACGAGCUUAUGGAUUCUGUUGAUAACUACAUUCCCAUCCCUCAGCGCCAAACUGAACUCCCCUUUUUGUUGGCCAUUGAGGACGUGUUCACCAUCACCGGCCGUGGCACCGUCGCCACCGGCCGCGUCGAGAGAGGUACUAUCAAGGUUGGAGACACUGUUGAUAUUGUUGGUGUGAAGGAAACUAGGAACACCACUGUGACUGGGGUGGAAAUGUUUCAGAAGAUUCUUGAUGAUGCUAUGGCUGGGGACAAUGUGGGGUUGUUGCUUAGGGGUAUUCAGAAGACUGAUAUUCAGAGAGGGAUGGUUUUGUCUAAGCCUGGAACCAUUACCCCUCACACCAAGUUUGCUGCCAUUGUGUAUGUUUUGAAGAAGGAAGAGGGUGGCCGGCACUCUCCGUUUUUCGCCGGGUAUAGGCCGCAGUUCUACAUGAGGACUACUGAUGUUACUGGCAAAGUGACUGCCAUUAUGAAUGACAAGGAUGAGGAGUCCAAGAUGGUGAUGCCCGGUGACCGGGUUAAGAUGGUGGUUGAGCUUAUUGUGCCUGUGGCUUGUGAACAAGGUAUGAGGUUUGCUAUUAGAGAAGGAGGCAAAACUGUUGGCGCUGGUGUUAUCCAAUCCAUCAUUGAGUAAAUUGUUGUGAGAUUGGCUUCCCGGCUACAUGACUCUUACAUCGUGAGCAAAGUAUCUAUCAUUGUCAAAGGGCUUGUGCAAUUGAGUUUUGUCAUUUUACACAACUGCUGCUAUAUCCAUUUUGUUAUAUUUUGUAGGUUUCUAGAUGAAUGAUGUUUAGUCAAGUUGGACGAUGAGUUUCUUAUGGCUUGUUUGGCUUCCAUCUCUUUUAUUGUUAUAAUUAAUCUGUUAAGUACUCAAGCAAGAUUCGAAAUUUUGUCUUGCUUGUAAUUGCGAGAUUUGUUUUACAAGGUUGAACAAUAUUUCUCUUUAGUACAA